Molecule: messenger RNA, 438 nt
Organism: Emiliania huxleyi CCMP1516
Lineage: Eukaryota; Haptophyta; Isochrysidales; Noelaerhabdaceae
Exons: 6
Coding region: 1-438 (145 amino acids)
Source: RefSeq, a predicted model, not a curated record
AUGCGUACUCACUCCACUGAGCUGAACCCGUUCUGUCGCGACAACUUUCCCGACCUGUCGACCGUGAGCGUCACCCCGUGGGCCGGGCUCCGGCCGAUGAUGCCGUCGAUGGCGUCUUCUACAACACUGGCCACGGGCGUCUCGGCUGGAGAGCGGGCCGGCCACAAGGGCCGCUUCUUCUCCUUCGCGUCCAACGCAGACAGCGGCGCGCAGAAGGGCGUCCACUUCGAGGGCGCCGGGCUCGACGGCGUCUGGCGCGAGAUUAGACGAGAUCGACCGGGAUUCGCGGGAGUCGUAGCCGAGAUGGUGCCCCGGGGUGGACGGCGAGUGGAGAAGCUGGUGGCGGCGAGAAUGCUGCCACUGUUCUCUGGAGACAUCCGAAAUAGUGUGAGGCGCGGCGGCGAGCGGUACGACUUGCUCUUCCAGCGCGCCGCGUAA